Molecule: messenger RNA, 2441 nt
Organism: Larimichthys crocea (large yellow croaker)
Lineage: Eukaryota; Metazoa; Chordata; Actinopteri; Sciaenidae
Gene: ing5a
Product: inhibitor of growth family, member 5a
Exons: 8
Coding region: 473-1198 (241 amino acids)
Biological process (GO): regulation of DNA-templated transcription
Cellular component (GO): nucleus
Source: RefSeq, a predicted model, not a curated record
CUCCCUCCCACAGCACGCUCACAUGUGCGGGGCUUGCACAUGUCUAAAAAAAAAUAUCUCAGCUAUUAAAUAAUUGUUUCAGAAGAUUUGCAGUGUAGCCUAACAGCCUCCUCUUUUUGGAUUUAUAUUAUCCCGGGGGUGAAACUGGUUGUUUUCUAAGCGGGGUUAAGUCGUUAAGUCGUGCCCGCUUAUCUGCUGCUGCGCAUGCGAGUCACACACACACACACACACAAACUCACACAAGCAGAAAAGUUGUAUCCUGUGCGGAGUUAAUGUUUGCUGCUGGAGGGAAGCGGGCGUCGUUUCAUCACCGCCCGCAGAGAAACCUUUUACACACAACAGGGUAACAACAAAAAAAAAAAUCGAGGACUGACCGACGGUCAACGCGGGAUCAUAAAACAAACCCCACUCCGGCCAACAACCGUUGGAGCGCUAACGUUCACAGCGCGAGGAGCUAAGCGGCUAAACGGACAUGGCGACGGCGAUCUACCUGGAGCAUUACCUUGACAGUAUUGAAAACUUACCAUGUGAGCUGCAGAGAAACUUUACUCUGAUGCGGGACCUGGACAACAGGACUGAAGAAAAGAAAGGAGAGAUCGACAAACUGGCUGAGGAGUACAUUGCAACUGUGAAGAACUUGGCCUCAGAGCAGAGAGUGGAACAUCUGCAGAAGAUCCAGAAUGCCUACAGCAAGUGCAAAGAGUUCAGCGAUGACAAAGUCCAGCUCGCAAUGCAGACAUAUGAAAUGGUGGACAAACACAUCCGCAGACUGGAUGCAGAUCUGGCUCGGUUCGAGAACGAGCUGAAGGAGAAACUGGAAGUGAGCGGCUACGAAAGUACCGAGGGAAGAGGAGUGAAAAAGAGUGAGUCGCGGGGGCUGAGGGAGAAGCGUGCAUCCAGAGGAAGAGGAAGGAAAGGUUCUGAUGAAGAUUCUCCUCGAAAGAAAAAGAUUAAAAACAGCCCAGACUUGAGCGACGCUCUCCUGCCCAUGCAGCCGUCAGACGUCUUGGACAUGCCAGUCGAUCCCAACGAGCCCACCUACUGCCUGUGCCACCAGGUGUCAUACGGAGAGAUGAUUGGAUGCGAUAACCCAGACUGUCCGAUUGAGUGGUUCCACUUUGCUUGUGUUGAUCUCGCCACAAAACCCAAAGGGAAAUGGUUUUGUCCGAGGUGCACCCAAGACAAGAAGAAGAAAUGAUUUUUUUGAUUUUUUUUACGUUCAGAAGUACUGAACUAAUAAUGUAUGUAUUUUGGUGUAGUUUAAUAGUGUAAUAUACAGUGUGUAUAUAUUUCAGUCCCUAUAACCCUCCAUAGAAAUGGUGGGUCAUACAGCUAUUUUAAAGGCCUAAUCCAGAGUAUAGCUACAGUUGUGGCCCCAUUAGACCCCUCCACGGACGUCACUGUGCCUGCAUCGUUGGAUUGAAGACUCCAGUCUUUGUCUAAUCGCUCUAAAAUGAUGAACUCACGUGUAUAUUAUUUGGGUAAAUUAGUCUGGGUAGUGGAGUUGCACAAAUUAUUUACCAAUCAGAAAGUCCUUUAAAUCACAGAGUGUAUAUAUUGUUAUUACUAACGUGCUCAGAAAUCCUGGACUGUGGCUUUAGCAUACUUGAAAUGGCAAUUUUAUAAAGAUCUAUUUUUUAAACAAAUUAACAGCCUGCUGAGAAUUUACAAAUUUAAAAACACCUGAAUCCUUACCGAACUUUGGUGGUGAAAGGAAUUACGUGUCACAUUUUCAGUUACCUACCUCCUUAGGGAAUAUAUCAGCACUGCGUGAACGACUGCAAUUGAUGCCAGUGUAAAAAAAAAAAUAAUAAUAAUUGUGUUUUGAUUAGCUUAAACCAAAUGAGCAAAGCAAUGUAAAUUCAUGUAUUGAUUUCCAAAAAAAAAAAAAAAGGCGACAUCUUUGAAUGUAUCGUGGUCAGUCAGUGUCUCUCGUCAGUUGAAUGAGGUAUUUAAGCACUUUGAAGAUUUCCCCUAAAGAGGUUUGAUACUGCAGGCUUGGUUUUAUGACAUCUCAUUUAAAACUCUGCCAUAGUGCAUCACUUCAAACCAUAUGAAAAUAAAUAUAAAUAUAUAUAUAUAUACACACAUAUAUGUAUGUAUAUAUAUGUGUGUAUAUAUACAUAUAUAUGUGUGUAUAUAUACAUAUAUGUGUGUGUGUAUAUACAUAUAUAUGUGUAUGUAUGUGCAUAUAUAUGUAUAUAUGUUUUGUAUGAUAUGAAACAAUAUUUUGUGGACACUUAUUUUCCAAAGAUAUAUUUGUUGUAUUGCGUACUUCUUGGUGUACACUCACACAGUUUUAUUUAAUAGGAUUUUUCGCCUCUUCUUUCGUAUUCAACUGUGAAUAUCACUCGUUUUAGGUGUAAGCCACAAAUAAAAGAGCCAAAGUCUUUGUAUUUUGUAAAUUUCAGUAUUUUAUAACAAAUAAAUAUUCACUAUCA